This is a messenger RNA of Lodderomyces pseudojiufengensis, 2835 nucleotides long. RefSeq names its product DNA helicase (gene PIF1). Gene Ontology annotation, biological process: DNA repair; telomere maintenance. The record is from RefSeq and is a predicted model, not a curated record. The coding region runs from base 1 to 2835 and encodes 944 amino acids. The transcript has a single exon. Gene Ontology annotation, molecular function: ATP hydrolysis activity; DNA helicase activity. NCBI's taxonomy places the organism in Eukaryota, Fungi, Ascomycota, Pichiomycetes, Serinales, Debaryomycetaceae.
AUGAAUGGCGUGAAAGUCGUCACAGGUAACGCACUUAACAAGAAAUUGGCUGUACUAGAUGGAAUCGACUUUAGUGAUUCAUUUGGAGAGGAACAAGAACCAGAAUUAGAGAGUGAACUAGAUGUUUUUGAAAGUAUAGAUGAAAAUGAUAUUUGUAAAUUGUUGGAUAAAACAAAAAAGAAUGAUGCACAACCGGCAGGAUCUGUAAAACAAGAUGAAAACCAUAAAUUACCAUAUAAUGAACUCAAUGACUCUUUUACGUUCACUAGUUCAAUAAAUUUGGAUUUGGAAAAACCUUUAGAAAAGCGUGAAAGUACAGAGGUCCAGAAGAAGAUACAAAUUGGCGAUACUUCAAUUAAAAAUAAAACAUGUUCCAACUUAAUCGAAGAUCUACAUGAGUCUUUUGAAUUUAGUGAUCAUACGUCAAGUUUAAAUGCUAAACAGGUAAAACAGCCAUCACCAGAGUUUCUUUUUUCAGAUGAUGAUGUGGAAAUAAUUCAUACAGUACAAAAAUCACAUACCAGAAAAGAGUCAUCAGAUUUUGGGAGCGAUGUUGAAUUGGUAAAUCAUACAAUGCUAAAUUCACAUAACAGAAACGAGUCAUCAGAUUUUGGGAGUGAUGUUGAAUUGGUAAAUCAUACAAUGCUAAAUUCACAUAACAGAAAUGAGUCAUCAGAUUUUGGGAGCGAUGUUGAAUUAGUAAAUCAUACAGUACAGAAAUCUCAUACUAAAGACGAAUCAUUUGAUUUUGGAAGCGAUGAUGACUUAGUAGAUUUAGUUUUAGAAAACUUAAAUACACCAGCUAAAAAACGACCAGCGUCAUCCCAACAACAACCCACGCCUAUUAUAAAACGUCACCAUUCUCCAACACGAAGCUCAACACUCACAUCUUCGGACAUAAUAAAGAUAGGUAUGAAUUCAAGUAUUGAACUAUCGGAACAAGUUAUAGCUCCCCCUAGAAGAAGCCUAGCAAAAAUUCCAACUCAAUCAUCUCCUACUACGCCAUUAGAACCGUUGACAUCAAAUAAUCCCGUCCUGCCUGCUCACAAUUCUCCAUCGAAAAUCAUUGAUUUGAGAAAAAAAUUCAACAUACCCACAGUUCCAGCGUCAACUAGAAACUACUCAACUAACUCUGCCAUAGCUUCAGCGGCGCUUACGUCAACUUCAAAAUCAAGUAAACCACAACUGAAUCAUACUUUACUACUAGCUACUCAAAGACCAAACAUAGAAUCUUCAAACUUACCUGAUUCCAAACCCCAAAGUGGGAAAAUAGUGCAACCGAUUAUUUUAUCAAAAGAACAAGAAGCAGUGCUACAACAAGUUUUGAAAGGUGUAUCAUUAUUUUAUACAGGUUCUGCAGGUACAGGUAAAUCAGUAUUAUUAAGAUCCAUAAUCAAAGCUUUAAGAGACAAACAUGGGGGUGGAGUUGCUGUUACUGCUUCAACUGGUUUGGCAGCAUGUAACAUCGGUGGAACUACCUUGCAUAGAUUUGGCGGUAUUGGGUUAGGUCAAGCUAGUGUAAAAAACUUGGUAAAAAAGAUAAAACGUAAUCAAAAAGCAGUUAAAAGGUGGCAAGACACUAAAGUUUUGAUUAUAGAUGAAAUAUCUAUGGUUGAUGGAAUUUUGUUGGAUAAAUUGAGUGAGAUUGCACAAAAGAUUAGAGAUAAUACACUACCUUUUGGUGGAAUUCAAUUAGUUGCAUGUGGUGAUUUCUAUCAAUUACCUCCAGUUGUUAAAAAUGAUCAAAAAGUGGAAAAAGAUAUUGAAGUACUUUUUUCAUUUGAGUGUGAUGCUUGGAAAGAAACGAUCCAACAAACUAUUAUCUUGAAAGAGAUUUUCAGACAAAAAGGUGAUCAAACUUUUAUUGAUAUGUUGAAUGAAAUGAGGGAUGGCAAACUAUCUGAAAGAACCAUUUCUGAAUUCCAAAGAUUAUCAAGACCACUACCUUGCCCUGAUGGUAUCGUGCCUGCUGAGUUGUAUGCCACUAGAGCUGAAGUUGAACUGGCUAAUAAAAGGCGUUUGAACGCAUUAAAGGGUCAAGCAAUUCAUUAUCGAGCUAAGGAUUCGGGAAUUUUACCAGAGCCUGAUAAGAGUCGUUUAUUACAAAAUUUCUUAGCUCCAUUAGACUUAUAUUUAAAAGUAGAUGCCCAAGUCAUGUGUAUAAAGAAUUUUGAUGAAACACUAGUUAAUGGUUCAUUAGGUCAAGUGGUUGAUUUUAUGGAUAGAGAUACAUAUAUGAAAGCUUAUGGUCCAACUGAGGAAGAAAAUGUGAUGGAUGAUGAAAUGUUGCGUGAUUUUGUUUUCAAUGAACCUGCAACAGAGCCUGCAGAACCUGCACCUUCAACUUCAAAAAUUAUAGCAUCUAAAUCAUUGUCGCAGCAAAACUUAUCACCCGAGGAACAAACUCUGUUGGAAAGGAAAAAGGAGUUGAAUGAUGAUUUAAUGGGUGAUUUCAAAAACAAAAAAUAUCCAUUGGUUAAGUUUUCCUCACCUGACGGAGUUAAUAGUAGAACUGUUUUAGUUGAACCCGAAAAUUGGACUGUUGAGGAUGAAGAGGGUAAGGUGUUAGUGUCUAGAGUUCAAUUUCCUUUAAUGCUUGCUUGGUCAUUAUCUAUUCAUAAAUCUCAAGGUCAAACUUUGAGCAGAGUUAAAGUUGAUUUAAAAAGAGUAUUUGAAAAUGGUCAAUCCUAUGUUGCAUUAUCUAGAGCUACUUCAAGAGAAGGAUUACAAGUUUUGAACUUCUUGGAAAGUAAAGUUACGUCAAAUCCAAAAGUUAUAAAAUUUUACAAAUCGUUACAAAGUGUUUAUGGAAAUAAAAAUUCUGAAUAUGAAUAA